Helicoverpa zea (corn earworm) is the source of this 2286-nucleotide messenger RNA. It is a transcript of the gene Mlh1, whose product is annotated as DNA mismatch repair protein Mlh1. Gene Ontology annotation, molecular function: mismatched DNA binding; ATP hydrolysis activity; ATP binding. Gene Ontology annotation, biological process: mismatch repair. The transcript is spliced from 11 exons. The record is from RefSeq and is a predicted model, not a curated record. Lineage: Eukaryota; Metazoa; Arthropoda; Insecta; Lepidoptera; Noctuidae. Gene Ontology annotation, cellular component: MutLalpha complex. Bases 101 to 2260 code for a protein of 719 amino acids.
UGCUGCUGUGUAGUGACUAGUGUGUGUGCCGUUGCUGGGCCGUUUGUUUUGAUUUCCAUUUUGCCGGCUGUUUUUGCACAAGGAAUAAAAUAAUGGAAAUAUGGGUGAACCGGGUAUUAUAAAAAAGUUGAGUGAAGAAGUAGUUAACCGGAUAGCCGCUGGAGAAAUAGUUCAAAGGCCUUCUAAUGCUUUAAAAGAACUGAUUGAAAACAGUUUGGAUGCUAAAGCGACUAAUAUUGUGAUUACCGUGAAAGCCGGUGGUUUGAAGUAUUUACAGAUACAGGAUAAUGGCUCGGGUAUCAGAAGUGAAGAUCUAGAGAUAGUCUGUGAAAGGUUCACAACAUCUAAACUGCGUGAGUACGAUGAUCUGAAGGAGAUAUGCACAUAUGGCUUCCGUGGUGAAGCCCUGGCUAGUAUUAGCCAUAUCGCACAUCUUACUAUACUUACUAAGACGGGAACUGCUAAAUGUGCUUACAAGGCAUCCUAUGAAAAUGGGAAGCUGAAAGCCCCAAUAAAACCCUGUGCCGGAAACAAUGGGACUCAAAUAACAGUUGAAGAUCUGUUCUACAAUGUGAUAGCCCGUAAGAAGUCUCUUAGAAGCCCUAACGAGGAGUACACACAUAUUAUGGAGGUGGUCGGAGGUUAUUCAAUACACAACAGUCACGUGGGCUUCACGCUCAAGAAGUUUGGAGAAAACACUGAUAUAAAAACACCUAUGAAUUCUUCUGUUAUUGAGAAUGUUCGCAUUAUUCACGGCAAUGCCAUAGCCCGAGAAUUAAUGGAAAUAGAACUGGAAGAGCCUACACUGAAACUAUCUCUAAAGGGAUGUAUCACUAACGUGAACUACUCGCACAAGAAGGGCACUAUGUUACUGUUCAUCAACCAUAGACUAGUGGACUCACUGUCAAUAAAAAAAGCAAUUGAUUCAGUAUACGCGACAUAUCUACCGAAGAAUGCUCACGCUUUUGUUUACCUCAGUCUUGAAUUGGAUCCAAGAAAUGUGGACGUAAACGUGCAUCCAACUAAGCAUGAAGUACAGUUUCUAUAUGAAGAGCAAAUCAUAGAGAAGAUUAAAUCGUGUAUCGAAAGCAAACUGUUGAGCUGUAAUUCUACCAGGGUCAUGUAUACGCAGGCACGUUUACCAGGUGCUACAAUGGUGGAGGAUAUAGUUAAAAAUACAACAGACUCUGCUAAACCCAACCCUAGUUAUAUGGUCAGAGUUAACGCCGAUGUACAGAAAAUAGACAAAUUCUUUCCUACCGUAACCAAACCAAAUGAAACAACGGUUAAUAACAAUGAACCAAGUAAAACUGAAAACAAUACAAAACUACCUGAAAAUCCUGAAAUAGUAAUUGAUACCGUUCAAGAUGAUGAAAUACUCCAAAAUUCUAUAGUCGAAGAACCUAGAAAUGAAAAUAAAGGGACAGAAAAAUAUAAAACGCACACAGCUUUGGACCAAGCGAAUUUAUCGUACAUAGAUCCAAAGGAAUCGUUUAAAACGAGAACUUUUAAGUACGAACGCAUAGAAACUAAGUUGACUAGUGUAAAACAAUUGAGAUUAGAUGUUGAGAAUAAGUGUAAUAUGAAUCUGAGAGAGAUAUUGGCGAAUUUGAUAUUUAUAGCGUGCAUUGAUUGUCAUAAGUCUUUGAUACAGCAUUCCACUAAAUUAUAUUUGUGCGAUACGACACGGUUUGCAGAAGAGCUAUUUUACGAAACAUUGCUGUACGACUUCCAGAACUUAGGCCUAAUAAAGUUGUCCAGUCCACUGCCUUUAGAAGAACUGCUUGUACUGGGGCUAAGUUCACAGGAAAAUGAAUGGGAUCCAGAUUUAGGUGACAUGCGGGACAUGGCUCAACAAAUGGCUGAGCUACUGGUCAGCAAACGGAAUAUGCUUUACGAGUACUUCUCGCUUGAAAUGAGUAGCAAUGGAGAGCUGCUUGCAUUGCCGUUAAUAUUAGAUGGCCACACGCCGUUCAUGGGCGCCCUACCGACUUACCUCGUCCGUCUCGUCACAGAAGUCAACUGGGAUUCAGAAAAGGAGUGCUUCGACACUUUCAGCCGUCAGACCGCCAUCUUCUACUCCCAACCAAAUUCUGACCCUUCGCCAGAAAGUCAGAAGUCAGAACAAUGGCGACAGGAACAUGUUCUGUUCCCAGCUUUGAGAAGGAACUUCCUACCGCCGACUAGUUUUGUUCAUAACGGUGCUAUAUUACAGAUCGCUAGCUUGAAUGAUUUGUAUAAAGUGUUUGAGAGAUGUUAAGAGAAUAUAUUGAUGUUUAUAUAAAA